AUGUGCUUGAACUUUCGAGCAGGCUGCAAACGUGCACUAUACGUCUCCGAAGAUGUGACCAACAAUGAGGAAAUCUGGCUCUUCGAGAAGCCUGGAUGGUUCUUCGAACACAAGAGCUACACCAAGUGGAACGAUGAUGACCCCAAAGGCAGUCGGUCACACGCUCUGUUGUCACUGAGAGGCAAUCCAGGAACCGGAAAGACUGUUCUACUGACUGAAAUCGCCAAAAGAUGCACAAGUGAGGGGGCUAUUCUUAUUCGACACAGCUUUGGAGAUGUCGAGGGCCGAAAGAUGCCGCCAGCUGAUCGGCUGCAGCGUCUCUAUAGGUCCUUGCUCUGUCAACUUCUGAAUAAGGCGCCAAAGAAACCAUGGUAUUUCCUUGAAUUAUGGAAAGAAGCCUUCGAGGCCACAGAUCGGUCCCGAAUAUUGGAUUACUGGACGAUCAACAGGACCAAGAAUGCCUUGAGGGAGAUCAUGUUGGCCGAUACGAGCAGUCGGAUCCGUCGUGUCCGCAUUCUCAUCGACGCUCUUGACGUAUGCACGGAGUCUUUGGAGGUACUACAGUUCAUCGAUAGUCUCCUGAGAGACGCAAGCAUUGCCGGAGCUGAUAUUCGGGUCUGCAUUUGUCGAAGGGUUCACCCUGACCACGGAGAUCUCGAACCUGAGACCUUGACCAUUAUUGUUGAAGAUCAGAUCGAAAGGGCUGUACAGCAAUUUAUCAAGAACGGAGUGCAAAAGAUCAACGAUCGAGGAGUGCAUCUGCUAGUUUACCACAGAUUGACUCGACACCGUCUUAGAGAGUUCAAGUGGCUGAAGGUAGUUCUAGAGCGAGCUGUCUGGUGGAAUCUGAGCUCCAAUCAUGAAGACGUCAAAGAGAUGAUGGAUGCAGAGUUUCUCGAGCUCGCCUAG
This is a messenger RNA of Ascochyta rabiei, 909 nucleotides long. RefSeq lists its product as uncharacterized. The transcript has a single exon. The coding region runs from base 1 to 909 and encodes 302 amino acids. The record is from RefSeq and is a predicted model, not a curated record. Lineage: Eukaryota; Fungi; Ascomycota; Dothideomycetes; Pleosporales; Didymellaceae.